Molecule: messenger RNA, 939 nt
Organism: Pelodiscus sinensis (Chinese soft-shelled turtle)
Lineage: Eukaryota; Metazoa; Chordata; Testudines; Trionychidae
Product: olfactory receptor 5AR1-like
Biological process (GO): G protein-coupled receptor signaling pathway
Cellular component (GO): membrane
Molecular function (GO): G protein-coupled receptor activity; olfactory receptor activity
Source: RefSeq, a predicted model, not a curated record
AUGGAAGAGGGAAAUCACUCGGUGGUGACUGAGUUCAUUCUCUUAGGACUGACAGAUGGUCCAGAGCUGCAGGUCCCUCUGUUUGGAUUGUUCCUAAUGAUUUAUGUUGUCACCCUGGUGGGGAACGGGGGGAUGAUCUUUUUAAUCACAACUGACCCCCAACUCCACACUCCCAUGUACUUUUUCCUCCGGAAUUUGUCUCUCUGUGAUCUCUGCUAUUCCUCGGUAAUUGUCCCUAAAAUGCUGCUGAAUUUCUUACCUGACAGGAAAAGCAUUUCUUACACUGCUUGUGCUGUGCAAAUGUAUUUGUUUGUCUCUUUUGCAGAUAUUGAGUGUCUGUUGCUGGCUGUGAUGGCAUAUGACCGUUACGUGGCCAUCUGUAAUCCGCUGCUCUAUAAAGUCACCAUGUCCAGGCAGCUUUGUAACCAGCUGGUGACUGGGGUGUGUGCUGUGGGGUUGGUAGAUGCAUUGAUACACACAUGUUGCACAUUCCAGCUGUCAUUCUGUCACUCCAACAUCAUCAACCAUUUCUUCUGUGAUAUCCCUCAGUUGCUGGCUCUCUCUUGUUCCAACACUCACAUAAAUGAGAUUGUGAUGUUUGCCUUCAUUGGAUGUGUUUUAGUGAGCAGCUUUGUUACCAUCCUCCUCUCCUACAUCUGUAUCAUCUCCACCAUCCUGCAGAUCCGCUCCACUGAGGGCCGGCGUAAAGCCUUCUCCACCUGCACUUUCCACUUGAUCACAGUGGUCAUGUUCCAUGGCAGUCAGCUCUUCAUGUACCUACGUCCAAGCUCCAGCUACUCCCUGACUACGGACAAAAUAGCCUCAGUGUUUUACACGGUGGUGAUCCCCAUGUUGAACCCCCUCAUCUACAGCCUGCGGAACACAGAGGUGAAGAACGCCCUGAGGAGAGUAAUCAAUAAAUUCCUAACCAAUUCUUGA